AUGGUGGAGAAACUGUCACGAUGGAAAAUAGAAUACGAUUUGAAGCGCCUUUCUAAGCCCGUCGAUCGAACUGAGUACGAUUUCAAUGCUGCAGUUGUCAACGCCUACUACGACUCCACCUCGAACUCGAUAAAAUUUCCUGCCGCUUUUCUUCAAGCGCCUUUCUUUCAUCAUUCCUUUCCAAGAGCGCUCAACUACGGAGGACUUGGAGCUACGAUAGGGCACGAAAUCACUCACGGAUUUGAUAACGGAGGUAUUGGUGUCCGUUUCUUCUGCAUUACUGAUUUUACCCUUGAAUGCAUGCAGCUGGUCACUUCCCAUUGA
This is a messenger RNA of Cooperia oncophora, 324 nucleotides long. Lineage: Eukaryota; Metazoa; Nematoda; Chromadorea; Rhabditida; Trichostrongylidae. The record is from the annotation of a GenBank genome assembly.